AUGUCUGCUCAAACCAUUUAUCAAAAUAAAUACAACGAGUUGCGAAGCGCCUACAAAUACUACAUAGAUUCAUAUGAUGCUUUGUAUCAGCUAAAAACGGAAAAUGAAGAAGAAUUAAACAAAAUUUACAUAAUGAUCAAAACAGAUUUGAUUGAUUCAAAGAUAUAUCUUCCUCAAAAUCUAAUCAAAGAUAUUUUAAAUAUCAUACCGUAUAACAAUCGCUAUGUAAAGUCUUAUUUAUAUCUUGCCAAGCUCAUAUAUGAUGAUUUCCAUGUGGAAGAUGUCCGCAAAGUGGAACUUAUUUCUUUCUACUUGUUUUAUAAAGAAUAUGGAAUUAAAUUAAACAAUUCUGAUAAUUUCGAAAAAUAUAACUUCGGAAAACUGGAUAUUCAUUCAGAAGAUACAAUUUACAGAGCUAUUAUGUAUAAUGACAAAGAAAGGUUCAUCUUAUCCACUGAAAGAGAUGAUUUUGAUAAAAAUCAAAAACUUAAAAGCGAUUUAUAUCCAUACUCUCAUGUAGGAUAUUCAUUACUUGAAUUAUGUUGCUAUCAUGGAGCAGUUGAUUGUUUCAAGUUAUUGAGAACAAAAUUUAAUUCAGAAAUAACACAAGAAUGUCUACAAUUUUCAUUUUUAGGCGGAAAUCCAGAGAUCAUAAGUGAAUGUUUGAAAUAUCAAACACCAGAUAGAUUUUGCAUGGAAUAUGCAAUUAUUUCACGCAACAUUGAUUUUGUUACAUUCUUGAUGAAUGAAUACAAUAUAGAGAUCAAGUUGCAUUUCUGCGCAAGAUAUAAUAAUCUUGAUUCAUUCUUUGUUUAUUUCGAUCAAACUAAUAAUGUUAACAAAUGCUUUAUUAAAUCAGGAGCGUUUGGUAUUCUAUCACUUUGCAAAUAUUUCCUUUCACUUGGUGCAAAUAUCAAUGCAAAAGAUGAAAAUGGAGAAACUGCUCUUUUUAAUGCAGCAAUGAUUUCUCAAGAAAUAGUCGAAUUUCUUUUAUCACAAGGUAUAAGUAUCAAUGAAGAAAAUAUUAUUGGAGAAACCGCUCUUCAUAGAGCAAUGUAUAAUGGGAAAUUGUUCCAAUUUCUUGUUUCGCAUGGUGGAAGAACGCGUUUGGAUCCGAGAUACAGACCUAAUCCUCCACAUCGUAGGAGACUUCGUAUAUCACAUGAUUCAAAAAAAUAA
This is a messenger RNA of Trichomonas vaginalis G3, 1179 nucleotides long. Its product is annotated as protein of unknown function (DUF3447). Gene Ontology annotation, molecular function: protein binding. The record is from RefSeq and is a predicted model, not a curated record. The transcript has a single exon. Bases 1 to 1179 code for a protein of 392 amino acids. NCBI's taxonomy places the organism in Eukaryota, Parabasalia, Trichomonadida, Trichomonadidae.